This is a messenger RNA of Westerdykella ornata, 1686 nucleotides long. Its product is annotated as NAD(P)-binding protein. The transcript is spliced from 2 exons. Gene Ontology annotation, molecular function: oxidoreductase activity. The record is from RefSeq and is a predicted model, not a curated record. Lineage: Eukaryota; Fungi; Ascomycota; Dothideomycetes; Pleosporales; Sporormiaceae. Bases 348 to 1442 code for a protein of 364 amino acids.
GGGUGUAUUUUUGGGAACCUUUUUGGACUAGCCCGCACUUGGCAAUGAAUUCUGUACCUGAAAUCAGGAUAAUUGUUUACUAAUCUUUUGCCAAUCACGCUGUGGAUAGUGAAGCGGGCCGACUUCAGACUUCCAAGUAUCUUAUUCACAUGCAAAGGCGCACGCUCAUCGUACCUCGGCAAUUCGCAAUCCGCGACAGGUGCUAGUGGGUGUAUUGCCAAAGGGGGGAAGCUGAUGCUGAUUUAGCUGAGCUCUGGAAAGCGCUCACUGGUAACACGGAUACAGAAUAUACCUCAGACGCAACCGGCGCACGUCUCCUCUGAUCCCAUCCUCUCCUGCUUUACAUCAUGACCUCCUAUACUCCAGAGGGAAUGGUCGACGCCAUUCGACAGUCCCCUCCGAUCGACCUUUCGAUACCUUACGACGCCGCCUGGGUCAAGGGCAAAACGAUCCUUAUAACUGGGGGAGCUAGUGGGUUCGGAGCUGGCUUCGUCAGGCAUUGGGCGAAGAACGGAGCGGUUGUGAUAGUGGGAGACAUCAACACAGAGAAAGGAGACGUCCUCGUGCGCGAGGUGAAACAGCAAACGGGCAACAACAACGUCCACUUCGUGCACUGCGACGUGACCGACUGGCAAUCGCAGGUCAAUCUCUUCAAGGAGGCCGCCAGUUUGAGUCCACAUGGGGGCAUCGAUACGGUCGUCGCCAAUGCAGGCAUAGCUGGCAACGACCCGACACAGCAGCCUACGGGCUUGGAUGCUGCGGAACCUCCGAGGCCAGCUUUCAAGAUCCUUGAUGUCAAUCUGGCCGGCGUCAUGUAUACCACACACUUGGCCUAUUACUGGCUUGUCAAGAACCCCGGUUCGGAGCGCUGCAGCAUGGAUUCCAAACCCGGAGAAAGGGUGCGCGACCGACAUCUCUUGUUGCUUGGUUCCAUCGCGUCUCUAGCGCCCAUUGCUAUCCAACCCCAGUACAACGCAGCAAAGCACGCUGUACUUGGGCUCUUUCGGUCCCUCCGCGCAACCUCCCAUUAUCAGGGCAUCCGCAUCAACCUCCUCUGUCCGUACUUCAUUGAUACGCCGAUUGUAACCGCGCCGGCUCGAAUCGUACUCGCCGGCGGCGCUAUGGGGAAAGUAGAGGACGUCGUCGACGCGGCUACUCGUUUCGUUGCGGACUCUCGUAUCCUCGGACGCGCACUGGUCGUUGGACCGAAGGUCACUGUUAAACAACUCGACACUGGCGAAUGGAGCCUCGUCUCGAAGGGCACCCCCGGUGGAACCGAGACGGCUCUAUGGGAGCCUUGUGCGGAUGACUGGGAGGAGGUAGAUGCCUUCGAUCGCAACAUAAUCAAGAUACUCAACUCGGUCCAAGCCGCUAGAGGUUGGAUCGGCUGGGCUGCAGACCUUGUGAAGGCGGUCGGCCACGGACUUGGCUACAGACGCUGACGCUGACGGCUCAGACACCUCAGGCAUGGCUGCAUAUUUCGUAUGCACCGACGCUCGUUGUGACUGAUAGAAUUAUUCCAAGGAUCAAGUCGAAGAAGGUGAGCUACUCCGUAGAAUUCGUGAGGAGCACUGGUUGCCGUUGGCUUAGUCAUACCAUGAAAACCGAUGGCUGGGUAUGACAUCACUCCCAAGAUGCAUGCGGGGGCGCCGCGGCUAGCCCAUUGAAGUAUAGCUUCCCUUUUAA